CGCGCUCACUCGUGUCUGACGUAGAAGGGCUUCUUGGAAGAAAACAUCGCACAUGCAACUGAUUCACAUAAUACGUAUGAAAGGAAAUAACAGAGGAAAACACCAAAAAUAAUGGCUUUGCUGGUAUUUCCCGAACCCUUUGAGAAAAUGGGAUAGUGAUGGAGACGCAAUAGUAAAAGCGCGCUGGUGCUGAUGCUGAUCGCAGGCUGACACAAAAGAGCGUUCACGGCGUGUUUAAUUGCGGAUUAAAGCUUGCACAACAACGGGACGUUUCUUUAUUAACGGGGAGCCAGACGCGCGACGUAAAUCGUUGACAGCAUCGCUCGGAUGGUGGUGCCGUGGACCCCGCGACUAUGUCACUACAGCGCUGGGUGAUUGUUCUGGUGGGGGUGAUGUCGUACUUUAACCCAGAGAGAGCGCUGGGAGCCCCGCAGAACGAAGUCUCUCUGUCCCGGAACGGCUCUCUCUCUCCUCCUCCUUAUGUGAUAAUUCUCAUCUCCUGCUCUGGGCUGGUGUCUUUUGUUCUGUUGCUUCUCACCUGCCUUUGCUGCAAAAGAGGAGCAGUGGGAUUCAAUGAGUUGGAUAAUGUUGAAGGAGAGGAAUGUUCUGGGGCAUCCAGCCCUGUUCCUGAGGACAGUGUGUCUUCCUGUCCAUCAUUACCAGAGGUCUACACCCUCCCGCUGCGGGACAAGGCCUGGCCCACCAUACCCAACGGCACGGAUGGUUCUCAAUGUUUCCGAAGGCACACCCUUAACUACCUGCAGGAGAUCGGAAAUGGCUGGUUUGGGAAGGUAAUCCUGGCUGAGGUGCUUUGUGAUUGCACUUCCUAUCAGGCUGUGGUAAAGGAACUGAGGGUCACUGCCAGUCCUUUGGAACAGCGAAAGUUUUUGGCAGAGUCAGAACCAUACAGAAGCCUCCAGCAUCCAAACAUCCUCCAGUGUUUGGGUCAGUGCAGUGAAACCAUUCCUUUCCUUCUUGUCAUGGAGUUUUGUCAACUGGUGAGAACCCUUAUGCGAUAGGACAUUAAAUCACAU
Molecule: messenger RNA, 1034 nt
Organism: Misgurnus anguillicaudatus (oriental weatherfish)
Lineage: Eukaryota; Metazoa; Chordata; Actinopteri; Cypriniformes; Cobitidae
Source: RefSeq, a predicted model, not a curated record